This is a messenger RNA of Diaporthe citri, 1341 nucleotides long. RefSeq lists its product as uncharacterized. Bases 1 to 1341 code for a protein of 446 amino acids. The record is from RefSeq and is a predicted model, not a curated record. The transcript is spliced from 5 exons. NCBI's taxonomy places the organism in Eukaryota, Fungi, Ascomycota, Sordariomycetes, Diaporthales, Diaporthaceae.
AUGGCAACCACGUCCACGCCUGGCGCGACGAGGUCGCUGGGUGAGGGAAGCAGUGGCCCUAGCAUCAAUGAUUGGAGCCGGCAUAGGCCGACCAUCAAACGUCUCUAUAUCAACGAGAGAAAGACGCUCAAAGAGGUCAUGGAUAUAAUGGCCAGGGACUACAAUUUCGUAGCGUCGUCCAAGAUGUAUAAGGUUCGGAUCAAGCAGUGGGGAUAUUCUAAGAAUAUCAGAACUACGACCGAGGACGUCGGGUCGCUCAUGAGCACCGUGAGCGAGACAAGACGCCCUGUCGUGCUGGCAACAGGACGCGUAGUGGACUCUCAACGGCUGGCGCUACAUCUACGACGUAAGAAAGAGACCGUCGUGCAGACUACCCAGCCGACAGCGCAGGCAAGGUGGCCCUCUUCGCCACGGCCGCCGUCCAUUAGGCCUCCGGAUGUCUUCUACAUAUCCGAAGCCGUGCUGACCCACACGCGCGGUUACAUGUACGCCCAGAUGAUAGAUGCGGAUUUCGUUUUGGGCCGCACCGCCCACCCGGAUUCGAAACAGGUAACCGACUCCAUGCAUCUCCUGAGGGAUCUUGUCCGGGACGAGAAGAUGGACGAGGCCGUUGUUCUCCUGAGACAAGUUCCAGGUCAGAUAAAUGCCCUGCUUCGCUACGAGCCUCCUCAGAUUCUCAACAGAAUAUUCCUCAUGGCUGUCCACCUCUUGAGCGUCCCCGGGCAAAAAGAGCGUGUUGGGAGGAUCAUCAAGGCGCUGGUGAACUACGCCGCAGCCGCAGCCGCUGAGCCAAAUUUGUCUCUCAAGGGCGCGCCAGAAUGCGCCGUGAACUUCCCUAGGUGGCUGGACCUGGGCGAGUCGGCGGGCUAUGAUGCCCUGCCGGGUGCGUACCUCGCCGAGAGGCAGCGGGAUAUAUGCCGGCAAAAAGCAGCAGACUUCGGCGAGGGCUCGCCUGAAGCCGUCGCCGAGCUGUUCUUCCUCACCGAGUUGGAGCGGCAGAGGGUCGAGGCCCGCGGCGGAUCCAAGUAUUACCUGAAAUCCCUCCUCGUGUUGACUUUACAGCGGAUGCCGGAGGGAGAGUGCCAGAUCGCGAAGCUGAACUGCGAACUGUACAUGGCUGACAUUGCCAAGGAGGAGGGUGACAAGGAGCUCGCCGAGGCUUAUCUACGUUCUGCUAUUGAUACAAGGGUCGAGCGUGGCGGUGCAAAACCGCUCCUCUUCCAGCAACUCAUCAAGCUUGAGGGUUGGCUUAUUGAAUGGGGAGAGGAAGCAAAGGUUGCGGAGUUGCAGCCAUGGAAAGAAAGUGUCCGCGCAAGCAUGAACGACGGCAGCACUGCGUGA